This is a messenger RNA of Limulus polyphemus (Atlantic horseshoe crab), 3846 nucleotides long. RefSeq lists its product as uncharacterized. The transcript has 2 exons. The annotation marks the transcript as partial. Lineage: Eukaryota; Metazoa; Arthropoda; Merostomata; Xiphosura; Limulidae. The record is from RefSeq and is a predicted model, not a curated record.
UUUCAGGUUCUGAACAUCCUCGCAACGUUGAUCCCGCCUUUUUGGUCUCCGUGGCACGAGAACAUUAUAUUGUGGUUGAGAUUAGUGGAAGGAUUAGUCAUCCCACUUGUCUUUUAUUUGACAGAUUCCCACCAUCGCUCAGCUCUGCGACGCGCUUUUCAACGUCGGAGUGGGAAGUUCUCCGACUUUGGGGAUGACAGACAUUCCCCAUUGUACCUAGAAGGAAACACUAAACUAAGUCCGUUUGGAUCGGUCACUCCAAUUGGAAUCAUCACGAAUUAUCGGAGAACACCGGGCAAGAAGGGCAAACUUCAACACUCAAGUGCACAGAAGAAAAGUCUAUGGAGAACAAGGGCAAAGAAACAAAUUUUGCCCAGCGUCUAUGGAGUAGACACCGUGCUGAGUCCAUCCCACCUUACCAGCAACUUACAGACGGUUGUCCAAACUAAACCCCAGCCAGAGAAGGACGAUGUUACGAAACUUAGCAGCUUGCAGAUGGAUGCAUGGAGAGAUGCCGACGCCCAUAUUUAUGCAACCCUUUCUGAUAAUCUUAGCAAUCUGAGUUACCAAUCGAGUCUACCAGAAGACAAUGUUUUCGGCGUUGGUGGUGCAGAAGCUGAAGAAGAAAUCUAUGGUGGAUCUCUCACGACAGUUGCGAACGCCGACUUUGAAUUUCACUAUACUUGUCUAGGAGAUGUGCGGUCUGGUGAUGUAUUUUGUAAGUAUGACUCUGAGAUGGAACUUUCUGGAUCAGAAGAAGAAGUCUGGAAAUAUCCAGAUAAUUCAAGUGAAAAGAGCAGUAUCUCUGAAACUGUACAAGACUUGGUGAUUCAUAUUGAUUCUCCAAAAGAUUCCUCUCGUGUUAAAGGAAGCCCCGAGAAUGAAAAGACCGUGCAGAAGACAAGACAUCAGUCUAAUGACAUUAUCCCCUUUCAUGUGUACCGACUUCUCACCGAAGAACUCUCCAGAAGUAUUUCACCCCGCCCUCAAAACAGUUGGUUCUCUAUGAAUGACCUUGACCAUAUUGGUGACAAAAGUGACUCUACCAAUUCUGACUCAGAAGAAGCCGUGUUUGUGGUUCCCGUGAAGAGCGAGUCCAUGAUGUCUUUGUACAAAAUACCUUUGCCUCUCGACAAUACUCCUAGCAAGUCCAGAAGUGAAUCGAACCUUUUCUGGAGAAGAAACUCAAGUGACCUCCAGCACAAACCAUCUUUAAAGGAGGAACAGUUCGCAAGUGAAGGUAAACUAUUAGACGUUUUGUGGAAGAACAACAGAUCCUCACUGUUACUAGGCCGAAGCAGCCGUGUAAGAAAAGCCAAAAAACGUAAAACAAAUAACAAACAAAAACAUUACAGGAAUCAGUUCUCUCGGAAAUCACAAGAAGAAUUAGUGGGCACAAUACGCUUGGAUACAGGACCCGUAUUAAGUGAGGAAAACAUGCAACCACCUAACACUCUUCAAAAUGUGUUAGCGUCCGGGGAAAAAAAUGAAAAAGACAACUUGAGAUCAACAGUUAAACCCGAAUUUGUUUGAGUUAUCUGAUAUUAACAAUCAGUUAAAGUAAGUAGGGUGUUAGUUGUGUAUAACAACACUGAGGAUUUUGUUGCAACAGCUGACCAGAUAAGUAUUCGAUACCAUCCGUCUAAAAACAGUGGCGCUAACUGUGGGGCGAAGGAGGUUGAAUGCCCCUUCUCUAAGAAGAUUGAAAAACCUUACAAUAAAGUGUUCCUCUUACACUUUUUUUUACAUGUUCUGUAAAGCUACAGUACAAACCAUAUAUUAUUACACUUUUACUUUAGAUACAACCAAGACUUUUUGCCCCACCCCUCAAUUAAACCUCAAAUAGCAUUGCUGUCAAGAAAUAAAAUGAAAUCUGUAAAUAUUCACCAAUUCAGAGGGUAAUAGUUAAUAUAACCCCGCCCACCAACGAAGACAUGGUGCUACUUUUCUUUCUAAACGUGUUAGACUUUAAAUGUCCGUCAUUAACGGCUGGAUUAUUUACGUCACAAGUUAUAUGUAAGAUAUGGAUUAUACAUAAUAAAUAUACAAGUUAUCUUAUGAAUUUCUCUUUGGAAUGUCAUGUAAGGUCAAAAACCAAAAAACAACUUACAAUGGGAAAGUCACAUCGCAAAUGUUAUUUUCAUAAAGUUUAUUUCAUUCAACACAGUAAGGCUAUUGACAUAUUCACAGGACUCACAGUGGGCCACUGUAAAGAUUUUUGUAAAGUUUCCUUUUUUUUUCCCAAAAAUAAGGAGAAAAUGGCGAUUUCACAAAAUAUAGGGUUAAAUAUAUAUAUAUAUAUAUAAAACUAAUUCUGACUAAUGACGAACAUUGUUUGAAGAUUGUUUGUUUGUUAUGGAUUUCGCGCAAAGCUACACGAGGGCUAUCUGCGCUAGCCGUCCAUAAUUUAGCAGUGUAAGACUAGAGGAAAGGCAGCUAGUCAUCACCACCCACCGCCAACUCUUGGGCUACUCUUUUACCAACGAAUAGUGGGAUUGACCGUCACAUUAUAACGCCCCCACGGCUGAAAGGGCGAGCAUGUUUGGUGUGACAUGGUUCCAUGAAGAUAUCCAUUAUUUUGUGUGUAAUGAUAAUAAAUAUCACCGAGUAAGUCCAGAUAAGACUAAAUUAUUCUCCCACUAAAAAAAUUCUACAAAAUAUUUGUAUUUUCACAUAUCUGUAUUGGAUAAUUAUUGUAAUAUCAUAACUUAAAUAUUUUGCGACAAUUUUUUGGGUUUAAAAUAUAGGUUUACCUUAACUUUAUAGGUUUUAUACAGCAUUUUUGUGUCUAUUCUAUGCAAAAAUAAAUGAUGAGAACGGAAUUGUAGGUUUUUUUAAAGGUUUCUGUGGGAGGUCUGGAAACUGAAUCUUCUUAGAAUAAAUGAACUUUGUAAAAUAUAAGCUUGUAGAGCGUGAUAACAUCCGACACCAAAACUACUGUAAACCACUUUUACAAUAAAUUACAGUAGUUUUAAUUUAGCUAUUAUUUAAUCAGAAAACAACGUGCUGGAAACGGUGGUUCGUGAAAAAAGAACAUCGUGGAUUCGUGUAUAAUGCAUAAAUUAAAAAAAAACAACAACUUGUAUUUCAGUCUUUUUUUAUUUAUGGGAAGCUGUUAUGGUUAUCUUCCACAGUCCCUAAUUCUUAACUACUGACCAGAGUCCAGUCAGCAGUACCGUACGACUCACCAAUCAACGCUAGGAGAUUAACUGUCUCUCUUUUAACGCACCCACAGCUUAAAAUAUGGAGAAUAUUUUGUGGUAUCCGAAAUUCAGUGUUCUCCCAACUGGAACAACGUAUUCCUUCUGAGCACAACUGUACAAGUAACAGCUGAUUCUGUGAGAUUGACUCGGUAAGAUUAAAAACCACGAAAAGAGAUUCUAUCACUUUAUAGGCAAAAACACGAAGCCCUACAGCCCAAGCGCUUUCGAGAGAUUGACCUUUUAAUUCAUCAGGAGAAAACUGGGAAGGUUUGACCCCGAUGAAGAAAGGUUAUAGGGUUUCGUGUUUUGGUCUGUUAUUGACUUUUAUCAAUCCACGUAUUUUCCUAACUACACGUACAGAUUACUUAUGACGUACAAAGUAUGUGUAUUAAAAAAAGGAAACCAUAUAUAAACAGCUAAAAUGUGUGAAAUUCAAGAAUCUGCAAUAAACAGAAUUUCUGAAAAGAACGUUUUCCUACUCUUUCGAACUACAAACAGAAUAACUAAAAGCGAAUGUAAAAAGUGAGAAAGAUAGAUAGAACGUGUUUUUAAUAACUUGUGUGUAUUUUGUUUUAAAAGUGGCUAGUGAAUGAUAAAAGUAUGCGUGUUUAUUAAAGAAAUAUUCUGGAAAUGUAUUAUUAAA